AUGAAGUCCGCCAUCCUCCUCCUCGUCACCCUUCUCGCGCUGCUCCAGCUCACAGCCCUUGCCGGCGCCAGUAUUGAUUCCCGGGGCGUCCCCCGGCACGCGUCCGGUGUCUAUCCCCGGGCCCGCCCCGCAUCCAUCCUCGCCCGGCGUGCGGCCCCAAAAGCCAGCGAGCCCAAAGCCAAAGCGACCAAGGCCAACGCAACCAAGGCCAAAGCAUCCAAAGGCGAAGUGGCCCCAGCGAAGGCGAAAACCGGAAAGGGCGCCACAGCGGCCAAGAAGAAGACCACAAAAGGCGCUGCUGCGGCAAAAGGGAGCACCGGGGCUGCCUGUGCCUGGACCCCCGGCGCCAAGGGUCGCAUCGGGAAGCGGGCUGACUGCCAGGCCGCCAAUGACGGAGACACAGCCACAGGCACUUACACUUUGCUAUGCGCGCAGAAAUCGACUGGUGCAAAGAAAAGGCUGGGAAAGCGCGCUAAGUUUGAGACGUUGGGAAAGGAAGAUUUCUUUACGUGUGGUGGAAAAUCGCUCAAAUACCACGGCGCCGGUAUCACGUCCGUCGCGCCCCAGGUGCUACAGUUAUGGAAAACAGCGCAGCAAGAGCGGAAACAACGCCAAGCAGCGAAGAGUUCGAAAGGCUCCAAAAAUAACGUCGCCUCGAAGCUCAAAACUAGUGCCGCCGAAUACCCACGCCUCAACCAUAACCAGAAAGUCUCAAGCAAAGACAAGGCCUCCACAAAGGAAAACCAGCUGGUGCCCGACAAUGAACUGGAGGAGGUCGGUCUGUCAGACGCGGAUCGCCAGGCAGGAAUGUGGAAUCUUGUUGAGUUUCCGAUUUUGCGUAGCGGGGAGCUGUGGGUACAUGAUCCUGACGUCAAGGGGUCCCAGGGAUCAGACCGCAUGUUGCUGGCGGUCCCGAACGACAACUCAAAGGUCCUCGGGGUCUGGGUGGCAACACAUAACAACGCGGCCGACGGCAAGACGAUCACAGGCAACGAUAAGGCUGACAGCGCUCACGAGAUCGUGCCCUUCCGGAAGGCGCCGGAGAAGGUCGCGAGGCCGCAGGUGGUGCUAGGCGAAGGUGCGGGGAAGGGUGCGGAUGGAAUAAAGCGGGACCCAGUUUCGCCGUGGACGAUCCCGAAGGCGGCGGGGGCGGGGGCAAAGAAUACCUGA
Messenger RNA from Morchella importuna, 1170 nucleotides. RefSeq lists its product as uncharacterized. The transcript has 4 exons. The coding region runs from base 1 to 1170 and encodes 389 amino acids. Lineage: Eukaryota; Fungi; Ascomycota; Pezizomycetes; Pezizales; Morchellaceae. The record is from RefSeq and is a predicted model, not a curated record.